This is a messenger RNA of Suillus clintonianus, 924 nucleotides long. RefSeq lists its product as uncharacterized. NCBI's taxonomy places the organism in Eukaryota, Fungi, Basidiomycota, Agaricomycetes, Boletales, Suillaceae. The record is from RefSeq and is a predicted model, not a curated record. Gene Ontology annotation, molecular function: exopolyphosphatase activity. Gene Ontology annotation, cellular component: cytoplasm. The transcript is spliced from 6 exons. The coding region runs from base 1 to 924 and encodes 307 amino acids.
AUGGUGGUGAUGGGCAAUGAAGCAGGCGAUCUCUGUUCCCUCACUAGUGCUCUCGGAUAUUCCUGGUUGCGCUCAAACACAAGCGGAAAGGCGAUCGCAUUCAUAACUACACCUAGGGAGGAUUUCAUGCUCAGAGCAGAGAAUCUGUAUGCCCUUGGUCUCGCCGGAAUUAACCAGCCUUUUGAGGAACUUUAUUGCUCGAGUGAUCCUAUGCCAUCGCAAGUGUCCCAGUUUGCACUUGUAGAUCACAACGUCCUCCACACCAGUUACGCAUCUCCAACAGCCAGGGUUGUCGCAGUAAUAGACCACCACGAGGAUGAAGGUCAAUACAAGGAUACGGCUGAUCCCAGGGUAGUCGAGCCGGCUGGAAAUUAUAUCAAUCAUCAAUUUUUUUCCAUACCCCCUGAACUGUCGACGCUCUUGCUGAGUCCUGUUUUGAUCGAUACCCGAGGUCUCAAAGAGGGAGGAAAAGCUAUUGAUGGAAGAAUCCAGUCUCUGUCCACCACGUCGGGAGAGAAAAAGCUCUCUGUAUCCCAUCUCAGCACGCGGGACUUGCUACGAAGAGAUUACAAAGAGUAUACAUUCACAACGCCUGCAUCCGAUAACGCGGUGCAAUCUUCAAAUGUGAUAGCAGUGGGUCUCGCCACCCUCGCAGAAAGAGACCUUAGCAUUCUCGGCAUGCUUACUACUUUCCGGAACAAGAAAGGCAAAGGAGGGGGGGAGCAACUUUGGAUAAUCAAGACAGGAGAUGAAGGCAUCGCAGAGAAACUUUGGGAGGGCCUCGAAGCAAGCGAAGAGCUUGAGCUGAAGCGGCUUGAUUUCUCAAACGCAGUUCGGGGCGUCAUAUAUUGCGAGGCGUACAAGCAGGGUAACACGGACUCGACGAGGAAGCAAACUGCCCCCAUUCUCCGGAGACUUAUGUAA